GGCGCAGAUUGCCUCGCGGGACAACGGUCGGCGACGCAGGUUGUGGUGGAGGUGGACGAGCUCUCCCGGCGGGUCUCUGUGCUGUCGGCGAGGCACAGGGCCGCCGCAGCACCAUGGCGACCACCGUCAGCACGCAGCGCGGGCCGGUGUACAUUGGUGAGCUCCCUCAGGACUUCCUCCGCAUAACGCCCACACAGCAGCAGCAGCAGAUCCAGCUGGAUGCCCAGGCAGCCCAGCAGCUGCAGUAUGGAGGAGCAGUUGGCACUGUGGGUCGCCUCAGCAUCACUGUUGUACAGGCAAAAUUGGCAAAGAAUUAUGGCAUGACUCGUAUGGACCCUUAUUGCCGCCUGCGUCUGGGCUAUGCUGUUUAUGAAACUCCCACAGCACACAAUGGCGCCAAGAACCCUCGCUGGAACAAGGUCAUCCAGUGCACAGUACCCCCAGGUGUGGACUCGUUCUACCUUGAGAUCUUCGAUGAGCGAGCCUUCUCCAUGGACGACCGCAUAGCUUGGACCCACAUCACCAUCCCUGAGUCUCUGAAGCAAGGCCAAGUGGAGGAUGAGUGGUAUAGUCUGAGUGGAAGGCAGGGCGACGACAAGGAGGGCAUGAUUAACCUGGUCAUGUCCUACACGUCCCUUCCAGCUGCCAUGAUGAUGCCACCUCAGCCUGUGGUCCUGAUGCCAACUGUGUACCAGCAGGGUGUCGGCUAUGUGCCCAUUGCAGGGAUGCCUGCUGUCUGCAGCCCUGGUAUGGUGCCUGUGGCCAUGCCCCCACCAGCUGUGGCUCCUCAGCCCCGCUGUAAUGAGGAGGACCUCAAGGCUAUCCAGGACAUGUUUCCCAACAUGGACAGGGAAGUAAUCCGCUCUGUGCUCGAAGCCCAGAGAGGGAACAAGGAUGCUGCCAUCAAUUCCUUGCUACAGAUGGGUGAAGAAUCCUAGAUCCACCUGUGGCCCUUGGCUUCACACCACUGACCCUUGGAAUUGCCCACCCAGGGUUACCAUCCCCACAAGAUUCCAAUGAAAGACCAUCCACGUACCCCUUCCUUGGACAUUAGUACCACCCCUUCCCACAUAUUUCGGGGAUGCAUGUGGAUUUUUGGUUCUGGCAGGCAGUCUUCUUCAUUGUUGGUGAGGGACAAGGUGGGGAGACAUCUCUCUCCUUGUCUCUAGCUGGGUGAUGAUGGCAUGGCCCUAUUACUGGACAGACUAGUGGUCCUAUUGUUUGAGGACCUGCAUCUCCAUUCCUUACCCUGUUCUGGAAAGCAUUCUAACAGAAAGCAGCAGCAUCUGUCAGGAUAUUAGAAUUUGUACAGCAUCCUUCUGAGUCAAUGGAUGGCAUGAAGUUACUCAGCCUAACUGGGAUGGUUGUUGAAGGUGCACUGAGUUCAUGUGCACCUACUUGCAGGUUAUUUUUGGAACUUUUAAGCUAAAAGCUCCUUCCUUCCUCUGAUGUUGUGUGUGAACCUGGGCCCCUCACUUAGUCCUGGGCCAGUGAGAUAUACUUUCCAGCCAUAUCCAGCAGGUCCGACCUCUUUGUCUAGCUCACCUGCCACUGUCUGGCUAGGCUUCAGCUACAGAAAUCCAACUUGAAUACUGAAGGUGUCCAGAUCUGGUGCUUGGCUGGCCAGGCCCCUCCUUGGCCCUCAAAGCUGGAGGUUCCUUUCCACCUCCUCUUGUUUAGUACCAGCACUGUGGGACUUGCUCCCAGGGCUGUUCUUGCUAAUAGGUCUUCAUCACAGAGCCCAGUCAAGUGAAGGAGAUGGGCUGGUAUGGCACUGUGUGUUUACUAUUAAAAGGCAUUCAGCCGUCGUGACACUACUGACCUGCAGCAGACUGUGUGGACCCAUACUGUAGCUUGGCUUGAGUGAUUAAAAAUCCCAUGCUUAAAUUAAAACUCCAUUGAGUUAGAUGUGCCUAGUGGAUAUUGUGUGUUGUAUUUGGGGUUGCAAACCUUUGGGCUGAGGUGGCUGUACAUAUGUUAAGAGAGAGAAUGGCUGACACCUUAUCCUAAGAUCCAGAACCUUGAAAGCUUUCUCAGAAUCGAUACACUGAACAGGUUCCAUUAAGAAGCUAUCAAGCAUUGUCACACAUUUGUGGUGUUACAGUUUUGCCUUACAUUGCAGUUGCUUUUUGUUUUUCCGAGAGUUUGCACCCAGCCUUUGAAUAUGUGACCCACAAAUAUGGCAUGUAGGUAGCUCCUAGCAGUUUGGAUUUUUGUGAAGGACCUAAAAUAUGAAAGUUAAUGAUUCGGUUUUGACCUUUCCCCUCUCAAAAUGCAGGUUAAGUUUUAAUGUCAGCUAAAAUAUACUACUUUCUGUCAUUCAUGGGGGGUGCUUUUUGUCAAAUGUAUUGUCCAUAAGUGUUUAUUUUUGUAAGCCUAAAGGCAGUAUGUGCUGAUGGCGAGCACGGGAUGUGGUAACAAGCACUUUUCUUUAGUUGUAGGUCUUUAAACCUUUUAACUGCAAAAUGGAGAAGAAAGACCAAUGUUUGUUAAACAGAUUCAACCACUCACUUUAACGCAGCAGACACUGGAGUCUCCAUUCUAGACUGUUGUGUGGUCUUGUGCUUGGUAAGCAGAGGCCCUCUUCCAGGGUGGAUGAGCCAAGCAGAACAGGACCUCCAUAAGGGGGCCACUUAGUGUUACCAGCACACUAAAGACUGGAGCCCCUGUCUCUAGGUCUCAGGUAUGGCUGUGCAUCAGCUUCUGCCUUCAAGAGGUAUGGGCUGAGCACAGCACUUUGUUCGGAUGAGGUUCUGGAGGGAGCAUCAACAUUUGCUGGCAGCCCCUGAGCAUCUUCCAUAGCACUCAGAGGCAGCGUUCUCAAACUUGCGCUUGUUUAGAUGUGGAAGAGUGAUGAUUUCAAGACAGAUUUAAGGUUUGAACAGAGACUCUUCCCUUUACCAUGAGCAUUUUAUUUUUUUAGAUUGAAGAAAGAUCACACUUUAUAAGGCCUGAGUGACACCUCACUCUCCUAAGUUUUGUGCUGUUUUGUCUUGGAAUUUCAUGUCAGAGUCCAUCUAGUGCAAGGAAAGAGACAGUGCUUGUCAUGCUCGUCUAGGUGCCUAGGCAUCAAGAGCAUGGCUUGCUUGGCCUUCCAUCCCAUCCUGGGUCUUCUUGAGAUGAGAAGUUGGCACACCUGGAAGGAGUAGCUCAAAGGCUGAGGCCACAGCAGAUGUAAUAGGCUUCCGGGUGAAGGCCAGGCUCUCACUGGGUGUCACUGCUGCUCUUGCCAAAUUUGAAGAUUCAGUUGGUAGCAACGUUUCAUGAGGUGGCCACUCAGAGCGCCUGCUCUCAAGCCAGCUCUAGUGGCCAUGGGUCUGGGGAUGGCCUGGGCUAUUUUCUUCUCUGGACAUUGUGGUUGGCUGAAGUUGUAACGCACUGCACGCCUGUGGUGUGACAUGGCCUGUGGCUUUCAUCUCACUAUGUGAGUGAUGCCUACCUGACUGAGAGACAUGUUUGUGACUGGGUUCUGCCCUCUCCCUCCCAGGCCACUCUUUACAGACACUGGUGUCAUCUGAGCACUGUCUGGAGGUUGAUGGGAUUGGUUCUCAGAACUCUGUGUCUAUGGUUAUCUUGGAGAUGAGAUCCAUGUCCAGAAUUUUCUUUGAUUAUAUGAUAUAUUUUUACUUUUCAGCCUUCUAAUUUAAUAAGUGGUCUAUAUAAAAUAGAAAAAUAAAGUCCUCUAAGGAAAUGUUUA
This is a messenger RNA of Psammomys obesus (fat sand rat), 3697 nucleotides long. It is a transcript of the gene Tollip, whose product is annotated as toll interacting protein. The record is from RefSeq and is a predicted model, not a curated record. Gene Ontology annotation, cellular component: cytoplasm. Gene Ontology annotation, molecular function: ubiquitin conjugating enzyme binding; ubiquitin binding. Gene Ontology annotation, biological process: ubiquitin-dependent protein catabolic process. The transcript is spliced from 6 exons. Bases 114 to 938 code for a protein of 274 amino acids. NCBI's taxonomy places the organism in Eukaryota, Metazoa, Chordata, Mammalia, Rodentia, Muridae.